AUGGUCGCCAAGUCAAUCGAAAAAACGAAAAUCCCCUUGGAGUUUCCGUAUCACUCGCUCCGCGUGACCAAUCCAGAGGGGUUGGGUAUCGACCCGAGCGUGAAACAGCACUCUGGGUACUUGGACAUCCUGGACGAAGACAAACACUUUUUCUACUACUUUGUGGAGUCUCGAAACGACCCCUUGACUGACCCUGUGCUUUUGUGGAUCAAUGGUGGCCCCGGGUGCUCGUCAAUGACGGGACUAUUCUUUGAGCUCGGGCCGGCAAAGAUCUCGCAGGGCUUAAAGCCAAUUCACAAUCCCCACUCGUGGAACUCCAACGCCAGCGUAAUCUUCUUGGAACAACCCGUGGGUGUGGGCUACUCGUACUCGUCGGGGUCAGUGAUUUCGACUGAAGCCUCUGCCGCCGACAUGUACGCAUUCAUGGAGCUCUUCUUCGCCCGGUUCCCCCACUUUCGUCUGAACAACUUCCAUAUCUCGGGCGAGCUGUACGCGGGCCACUACAUUCCGCAGUUUGCGGCAGAAAUCUUGAAGCACCCACACCGGACGUUCAACUUGAGCUCGGUGAUUAUCGGAAACGGAAUCACGGACUCGCUCACGCAGUACGCGUGGUACGAGCCUAUGGCCUGUGGCCGUGGUGGCUACCAUGCGGUACUCUCACCAGAGAAGUGCGCAUCCAUGCGCGCAGCGUAUCCUGCCUGUGCCCAGCUAGUACAGCAUUGCUACGACGACCCCUCGGUAUUCACGUGCGUUCCGGCGGACGUCUACUGCCUGGAGCAUAUCAAGGGUGCGCUCACCCAGGAGACGGACCUCAACCCAUACGACCUUCGUAGAAAGUGCAUGGGCGACGGUUGCUACGUGGAGGGUGAGUAUAUCACGGCUUACAUGAACUUGGACGAGGUGAAAAAGGCUCUAGGGGCUGACACCCACCGGGUGUUUCAGCUGUGUAGUAAUGACGUGCUGCAGGGUUUUAUAGGCUCCGGCGACCGCACCAAGCCGUACAUGCAGUAUGUUGCCCAGGUUCUCGACGCCGGGAUCCCAGUGUUGCUCUACGCAGGCGACAAAGACUAUCAGUGCAACUGGAUGGGCAACCUUGCGUGGGCCGAAAAGCUUCAAUAUAAGCAUCACAAACAGUUCCACAAGGCACAGUUAAGACCGUGGUAUAACGGGGAGGUAAGGGCCGGGGAAGUGAAAAGCUAUGACAAAUUCACAUACUUGAGGGUCUUUGAUGCCGGGCACAUGGUUCCGUUUGACCAGCCAGAAAAUUCGUUGGAUAUGGUGAAUCGGUGGAUCGCGGGAGACUAUCUGUUUGGGUAUUAG
Molecule: messenger RNA, 1320 nt
Organism: Babjeviella inositovora NRRL Y-12698
Lineage: Eukaryota; Fungi; Ascomycota; Pichiomycetes; Serinales
Product: S10 family peptidase
Exons: 1
Coding region: 1-1320 (439 amino acids)
Biological process (GO): proteolysis
Cellular component (GO): fungal-type vacuole
Molecular function (GO): serine-type carboxypeptidase activity
Source: RefSeq, a predicted model, not a curated record